This is a messenger RNA of Vespula pensylvanica (western yellowjacket), 4341 nucleotides long. It is a transcript of the gene aop, whose product is annotated as ets DNA-binding protein pokkuri. Gene Ontology annotation, molecular function: DNA-binding transcription factor activity, RNA polymerase II-specific; sequence-specific DNA binding. Gene Ontology annotation, biological process: regulation of transcription by RNA polymerase II; cell differentiation. The transcript is spliced from 5 exons. The coding region runs from base 1617 to 3023 and encodes 468 amino acids. Gene Ontology annotation, cellular component: nucleus. NCBI's taxonomy places the organism in Eukaryota, Metazoa, Arthropoda, Insecta, Hymenoptera, Vespidae. The record is from RefSeq and is a predicted model, not a curated record.
CACUGGCACUGCCGUUCCCCUCGCUCCGACGUCCUCCUUCCGUUUCCAGUCUCUCCUACUACCAUCGGAUUACUCUCCCUCCCUACCAUCUUCCACCCCGCCCCUCUUUUCUCUCUUCCGUCUUCUCCUCCUUCUUACUUUGCUCCCUUCCGUCUUCUUGUCGCGCCGUUUCUUUUCCCACUCUCUUCCUUCUUGCUCUUCUCUACUGUCUACUCCCACCCUUGGUAUAGGUGUAUAUGUAAUACCUUGUUCGCACUAUUAUUCGACUUUUUCUUACCUGUCUUUGCUUCUUUUUCGUCUUUCAUUAUCGUGUUCUUGAUUAUAAGUAGGUAAUGCUUUGACCAUAAGUCAUAACGCGAUCGCUAGUAACGAUUGUCUCCGCGUUACACUCGUUACGACAGAUGCUUGGCACCUUCCGUACGCGUCAGCCUGUGACACCUGACACCGUUCCGACUCGGUCGCGAUACCUUCAUUAUUUUUUUUUCGAGCUCGUGAUAAUACCUGCUCCCCUUUCUCGAUUUCUCAAUGUACGUCUUCGCUCGUGUUAGGGGUUGCCCAUCUCCUCUCUCCCUCUCCAAGUGCUAAAUUUAUGCGGCCGUUCGGUUCACGAUUCUGCCAUUAGAAAAUCUUUAUGAAAGUCCUGCCAUUAGAAAAUCUUUUUCUUUAUUUCUGCAAGAAAAUCUUGGAGCAUGGCAAUCGUGAUCGAUCGCGAGUAAGAUAAAAGCGCUACUUGGAUAGCAAAGAGAAUGGUUAGAAUGUGGGGAGAGAAGGUAUACAUAUGCGCGCGAACGAGCGAGCGAGCGAGCGUGUGUGAGUACAUGUAAAGAUGGAUAGAGGAGUGGCAAAAGGGGAAGUGCACGAAGGGUGAGCUUGGCUGAAGGCGGCGCGGUAAGAAAGCGGUUCGUCGUUGACGACGACGAGGAGCGCGGGAGGAAAGGCGGCGGAGAAAGGAAGUGGGACGAGAGGAGGGGGAGCCCUUUCAACGCUAUUGCGUCGAGCUCACCGGAAGAGCCCCGAACCCGGAAGUAAGAGAGAGGAAGCAGUAUAUACUGUGGCUUGGAAAGAGAAAUGGAAAUUUCUGUAGGACCCAGAAGGGAAGGGCUCGAUCGAUCUUCGUGAGGAUUGUGACAACGCACCGCCGACUUUGAAACGACCUUCGUACAAAGUCAAAAGAUUCGAUUCUUUCUAUGGUUACCCAUUUAAUUCUACGGUUUCACCGCUUGGAUAGUGGAUCCCGUCGAGUUCCGAUCUCGGAACGGAGGAUGUCUAGACCAACCGUUAAGGAAUGCGAAAAGACACGAGAUAACGAAGCGAUAUCGCUACGAACGGCUAUAGAUAGAUGUACCAAAGACGUGGCGCGCGUUAUGUCUUUUUUCACUCGAUAUAUUUCCGUUUGCUCGUUGCUCCCAACGAGCAAAUCCGAUCAUUUCUCCUCGUUGCGUCGAGGCUCUACUUCGCGCGAGGAUAUAGAUAUUAUUAUAAUUACGAGACAUAACCAAGCGUAUGCGUGACGACGCCGCGGUACUCGACUUAGGAACGGCGCUGAACACGUCAGACGAGACGUGUCUCCGACAGUUAAGGCGUGGAAAACAGUAGUCAGAAAUCUGAGGCGUGUUAUGAAAUUGUUGCCAGCGAUUCAAUUGCCACAAUUACCGCCGGUUUCCGCUGCGAGCGGAUUAACCGGGAUGGAUUCUCGACUACCACCGGGUAUAUCGUUACCCUUUAGUCCUACGGAUUUGCUUUGGCGAUACGGACCCAGUAUGAAUUUUCCGCCAACGACGCAUCCACCACCGAGUCCGUUGCUCGAUUUUAAGACGCACUUGCCUGCGAGUUUAGCUUCCGAUCCACGACUCUGGUCAAGAGAGGACGUCGCCGCGUUCUUACGGUGGGCCGAAAGGGAAUUUGAUUUGCCGCAAUUCGACAUGGAUAUGUUCCAGAUGAACGGAAAGGCGCUUUGCCUCCUAACGAAAGCCGAUCUUGGCGAAAGGUGCCCUGGGGCGGGUGACGUCUUGCACAAUGUCUUGGCGAUGCUUGCGCGCGAUUUCAAUCAGUUACAGAGGUGCCUUCCCAGUAGUCCUGUAACACCUACCAGACCAUCGGCUUAUCCACUCAGUCCUCAUUCGCACCCGCCAACGCCUACGUGGACUGAAAAUCCGUACGCCGCAAAUCUGGCCUCGCUGAUGUCCGCCAAUUCCGUUACAUUGUCUCCGGCACCGUCCGUCGAUAGCCAGGCUGGUUCACCUGGACACGCGGAUGGCAACCAAACGCAGAUUUAUAAGAGCGAUUCGGACGAGGACAAUCAUCAAGUAGGGGGAAGUAACAGUCCUCCGGCGACGCCUACGGCACUCGCCGCGCAAAGACUCAGCGAGGUUUGCGUUAAGGAUCAACCAAGUCCGACGUUACCUUCCCAAAUGAUGCCUCUUACUUCGGGCGCAUAUAGGCCGGCCGCCGCGAAUACCGCGAGAGAAUUCUUUCCUAGCGAUUCGUCCGAACCUAAUACCAAUGGGAGGCUUCUAUGGGAUUUUCUUCAACAGUUACUCAACGAUCCAUCUCAACGAUAUACACAUUAUAUAGCGUGGAAGAGUCGAGAGACUGGAGUUUUUAAGAUUGUUGAUCCUCCUGGUUUAGCACGGCUAUGGGGGAUACAGAAAAAUCAUUUGUCUAUGAAUUAUGACAAGAUGAGCAGAGCUUUACGUUAUUACUAUCGCGUAAACAUACUUAGGAAAGUCCAGGGAGAGCGGCAUUGUUAUCAGUUUCUCCGAAAUCCAACUGAACUGAAGAACAUAAAAAAUAUAUCUUUGCUGCGACAACAAAUGCGAAUAAAAUCGGAACCCGAGGAGGAGGGAAGCAUGACCGGAAGCAGUCUGGACACGGAAGCGGACAUGCCGACGGAUCUCUCGAUGUCCACUAUGAAUCAACCGUCGAGCGAGCAGCCUCUACCGCUACACGAUCCACCUACCAAGUACAGAAGUCACGCGUAUAAUCUCGUUAAGGCCAGUCAGGAACCGGAAGAGAGGAAGUGACGAGGGUCCUAGCGUUGAUAUCGCGCGACAGCGCACGAUUACAUACGAUAGUACGCUAUCAUUGAACGUUGGCGCUAAUGCGAAUAUGUUGCGGGCUCUCGUUUUAAAACUGUAUGCCUCCGAACGGUACGCGAAAAGACAACGAAAGGCCGUCCAGUAUGUAUACCGACGUCGUUGGAUACGAUCGAGGACGCAUUUCAGAGGAUAGCUGUGAUGCAAGUCUUUAGAAGAAGUGGAUAUCGCUAUUUGGUUACCAAUUCUAGAAUCGAUUAAAAUCGACUAGAAUCGCCUAGAAUCGACUAAAGAAAAUAAAAUAUCGAGAAGAUCGUAGCAAGAUAUUUCUAUCGAUGGCAAGUGCGAUAUGCCAAAGGAUGCCUCUCGAACUUCGUCCAUACAUCGGUCAAAAAUCUAUUGCUGAUUAUAAUAGUACAAGAUUCCUCCUCCCUUUUAUGUAAGGACUUUUGAGAGAACAAUCCUAACAGAAAGCCAAGAUUUAAUGAAAGCCUUUAUAAUCGGGCCAUAAUGGUGGGCAAGGUUUCGGCCGCCUGUGAUUAUGAACCAUUUUUCUUGAGGACUAUGGGACUCAUAAGAAUGAGUAAAUAUCGUGGGAUUUAUCAUCGUCCGUUAUGAAUUGAUGCCUCUUACUCAAGUGCAAUCAGAUGAUAGCUAUCGAUUACCGAGCAACACAAUUAUUAAAGGACGUUAAACUUCUUUAGAUGGAUUUCAAUAAGCGUGCAAAAUAUUUUAACAAAAAUUACGUGUAAUACGUAGGAUAUCGUAGCAUGUCGUGGUUUUUUAAGGAGAUAUUUACGAAAUAUAAUAUUUUAUUAAAUUCGAAUAUUAUAAUAAUGCAUAAUAUUCAAUAAGACAACGUAAGCUGAAAAAUGGGAAAAAUGGUCGAAGGUAUACUUGCCAGGAGAUCUUUGUGCGAUCUUUGUUAAAGUUACUUCCUUGCGGAAUCAAGAUAUCACCACCUCCAUGCUAUUCUCCCAACAUAUCGACUCUAGUAAAAAGCGAAAGAUCUGGAUUGCCUAUUAUUGUACGCUUUGUAAUACAUGAUGAUUCGUUAUAACCGUCGUGGAAAAAUACUUUGGUUUAAGCGGUGAAUCGUCGUGUCGAAUCGGUGGACGCUUCAGUGAAGCUUAAAGGUUUGCGGAUAUUCCGCUAAUGUUUCUCCAUAUCUUCUUUCAUGAAACCCUCUUUUUAAUGCGAAACGUUUUAGUUUUACUUUUUCCUUAAAUCUAGAGUAAAUAUACAUAUAUACGUAUGUGUACCUUAUGUACGUAUGCCUAAAUAUAUGUAUAUAUACAUAUAUACA